Messenger RNA from Diceros bicornis minor, 5044 nucleotides. It is a transcript of the gene ADRA1A, whose product is annotated as adrenoceptor alpha 1A. The transcript is spliced from 2 exons. Bases 38 to 1435 code for a protein of 465 amino acids. Gene Ontology annotation, cellular component: membrane. Gene Ontology annotation, biological process: adenylate cyclase-activating adrenergic receptor signaling pathway; regulation of cardiac muscle contraction; positive regulation of cytosolic calcium ion concentration. The record is from RefSeq and is a predicted model, not a curated record. NCBI's taxonomy places the organism in Eukaryota, Metazoa, Chordata, Mammalia, Perissodactyla, Rhinocerotidae. Gene Ontology annotation, molecular function: alpha1-adrenergic receptor activity.
CCUUGAGAGCCGGACCUCGUCCGGCGCGGCUGGGACCAUGGUGUUUCUUUCUGGAAAUGGCUCCGACAGUUCCAACUGCACCCACCCGCCGGCACCAGUGAACAUUUCCAAGGCCAUUCUGCUCGGGGUGGUCUUGGGGGGCCUCAUCAUCUUCGGAGUACUGGGGAACAUCCUAGUGAUCCUCUCCGUGGCCUGUCACCGCCAUCUGCACUCGGUCACUCACUACUACAUCGUCAACCUGGCGGUGGCCGACCUUCUGCUUACCUCCACGGUGCUGCCCUUCUCCGCUAUCUUCGAGAUCCUAGGCUACUGGGCCUUUGGCAGGGUCUUCUGCAACAUCUGGGCGGCGGUGGACGUCCUGUGCUGCACCGCGUCCAUCAUGGGACUCUGCAUCAUCUCCAUUGACCGCUACAUCGGCGUGAGCUACCCGCUGCGCUACCCCACCAUCGUCACCCAGAAGAGAGGUCUCAUGGCUCUGCUCUGCGUCUGGGCGCUCUCCCUCGUCAUCUCCAUCGGGCCUCUGUUUGGCUGGAGGCAGCCGGCCCCCGAGGACGAGACCAUCUGCCAGAUCACCGAGGAGCCGGGCUACGUGCUCUUCUCGGCGCUGGGCUCUUUCUACUUGCCGCUGGCCAUCAUCCUGGUCAUGUACUGCCGGGUCUACGUGGUGGCUAAGAGGGAGAGCCGGGGCCUCAAGUCCGGCCUCAAGACUGACAAGUCGGACUCGGAGCAGGUGACGCUCCGCAUUCAUCGGAAAAAUGCCCCGGUAGGAGGCAGCGGGGUCAGCGCCAAGAACAAGACGCAUUUCUCGGUGAGGCUCCUCAAGUUUUCCCGGGAGAAGAAAGCGGCCAAAACGCUGGGCAUCGUGGUCGGCUGCUUCGUCCUCUGCUGGCUCCCGUUUUUCUUGGUGAUGCCCAUUGGGUCUUUCUUCCCUGAUUUCAAGCCCUCAGAAACAGUUUUUAAAAUAGCUUUUUGGCUCGGAUAUCUAAACAGCUGCAUCAACCCCAUUAUAUACCCAUGCUCCAGUCAAGAGUUUAAAAAGGCCUUUCAGAAUGUCUUGAGAAUCCAGUGUCUCCGCAGAAAGCAGUCUUCCAAACAUGCCCUGGGCUAUGCCCUGCACCCACCCAGCCAUGCCCUGGAGGGGCAGCACAAGGACCUGGUGCGGAUUCCAGUGGGAUCAGGAGAGACCUUCUAUAAGAUCUCCAAGACGGAUGGGGUCUGUGAAUGGAAAUUUUUCUCUUCUCUGCCCCGUGGAUCUGCCAGGAUUACAGUGCACAAAGACCAAUCAGCCUGCACCACAGCCCGGGUGAGAAGUAAAAGCUUUUUGCAGGUCUGCUGCUGCUUGGGGCCCUCAACCCCCAGCCUUGGAGAGAACCAUCAAGUUCCAACCAUUAAGAUCCACACCAUCUCGCUCAGUGAAAACGGGGAGGAAGUCUAGAGGACAGGAAAGGUCAGAAGGGAGGGGGGAUGAUCUUAGGUACCCACUCCACUUCCUUAUCAGGAUGCCAGUUCACUCUUCCUGGAUGACAAUACAGGACCAUCAAACGAGGGACCAUCUGGGAAUGGGGUGGCGGAGGAGACCUGACUCAUGGGAAAUGAGUAGGGAUCAGGUAAGAGGGAGGACAUCACACAACCAUCCAGCUCAACAUGACGAUAAACAGCAUGUCCUUGAGGCUAAUGCUCUCUCAGUCAUCCUCUGAGCCCACUUUCCACGUCUGGCCCUUUCAAUGAAAAACGCCAUGGGAAACAAAAUUUCAUACACAAUCCAGAAGACUAUAAAUAUAAGAUUAUGAUUUCAUCAUGAAUAUUUUGAGCAUACACUCUAAGUUUGGAGCUAUUUCUUGAUGGAGUGAGGGGAUUUUAUUUUCAGGCUAAACUUACUGACAGCUACGUUGGAUAUUUACGGGGAGCAGGCCUGGAGAGGAAGAGCCUUGAGAUGGUGGCUGAUAUCCAGGCACAUUAUUUUUAGAGCAAGUUUUAAACUCCACCAUUUCUGAUGCAUCCAGUUUCUCAACUUGGGUGAAAUUGUAAAGUGGGAUUUACCUUUUGCUGCAAUUUGACUGGACACUGGUCCUGAUUCCCUGAGGAUGAGAGUGAGGGGCACUCGUUAUGUCUCUGAACUAAUGGAGGCACAUCCUCUAUGCUUGAGUCCAGAAAGUGUUGAAAGAACCAGUCAGGGAAAAGAUGGCUUUCACUAAUGGAAAACAGUAGAGAUGAGGGUCAUCUUUUCAAGUUAGCUACUACAGACAAAAUUCCAUUAAACAGUUCCCAGAUCAGAUGGAGGAAGGCUUCUUGUGUAACAUUUAAAGAUCAAGAGGUUGCAGUGGGAUGGGUGCUGAUUUCAUGCAAGAUAGAGACUGCAAAAUUGCUCCACAGCCUUUUUGCCAUGGCCUAGAAAGGCCUUUCUUGACAAAUCACUUACCUUUUCCAGAACUCCAUUAUGAAAAUCCAGAGACUAUAGUAUUUUGAAGGCACGUCUUCACUUCCGUUUUUUCUCAGCUGCUUCACUAUCACAUAAUGAAUGAGAUUCAAGGUCCUGAAUGCAGGUGUGUCAUGCUGGAAUGAGCCUCAUGAUCCACGUAUAUCCUUCCUGAACUUUGAAAGAUACAAAUGCUUAACUUGGGAGAAUACAGACUGGUCACCAAAAACUCGUCUAAAGCAGGAGUUUGCAAACAGUUUUUGACAGAAGCUCAUUUAUUUUGGUAAAAAAUCCAGUAGCCUAUUCACUUCCUCUAUUCCCACUUUUAUAGGAACUUGGGAAACAUGCUAUUUUUUCCCUUAUAUAUACCAAAUUUUGGUAAACCUUAAUAACUCAGUAUAUUACUAAAGAGGAAGAUGGUAACUAUAUGUAAAUAUUAAAAUAUUUUUCACGAUCCGCAAUAAGAAUGUAGAAUAAGAUUUAUGGUUUUGGAAUAAUUUUUGACUAGAAUCACUGGUCUAAAACUCCUGACCAUUUCUGUGGCCUCUUUCCCCUGUUAGGAUAAUUUCCUCUAAGAAUUUCAAAGCAGAUUAUAGCCAUUAUUUAACCUUUAUGGCAAAGGUUGUGGCCCCAUCAUCUUAUCCUUCUUCCCUUGCAGCAAAAUGAUAAUUUCCUUGAAUCCUUCUAAAAGGCUAAUAUCUUUCCACACUGCCAUGGAGGGUACAUUUGCAUUUGCAUUUGAGCUUGGUUGUUGAUUGCAUUUGGACAUAGAAUAUUACUGCUUUCUCAGCCUUUUCUGGAGGUGUCUUCUUUGUUGACCAGAUAGACACCCUGCCUGGUGCUCAUAACUUGGAUUCUGGCAUAGAUGUUGGCUGGAUUUUCAGACUCUUCUGGUCUGCCUGCCUGUGCCAUAACAGCUCUACCAGAUGUGGAUGUUCUCUUAUGGAUGUAGGCAUCAGGGAAGGACUUGAAUAUGCAAAUCUCACCUCUCGUGGCCUUCAUAGGAAAGAUAAGUUUUAUUGUUGAGAAAAGCUCCUUUCAGAAUCUGAAUUUAAAAAACCACUUUUGCCAGGCUCCCCCUUAGAGGAAAAACAUCCCCCUGAAACGAAUGGCAAUAGUUUUUCAUCAGCAAAAUAUGGCUCCGUGUUUAAGAUGAUCUUUUAACACCUUUACAGACAAAUUUAAAUUUUAGGUAUUAGAAAGCUUAAGAUCACCAGAAAGCGAACAUUACUACUACUUCUAAUCAGAAAUCUUUUGGUCAUCAUAUAAAAGCCAUGACAAUUGUAUUCAUGUAAAACUAUCCAUAAAUAAUUGUCUGCUAUGCUAUUCUCCAACCCCACUCCCUCCAGGGAGGCAAACUUUAACAUUUUUUUUCCUUUCCCAUAACAUAUUACGUAUAAACAUGCCAAUUUUACAAGAAAUUGACAAUGUCACCCAAGACUUAGUCAAAGUGGGAUAAACAUUAUCCGAGUUAUUUUUUACUCAUCCACAAAAAUCUCUGUACCUUUGAGCAUGCCAAAAACUAUCUAAAAUUGUCACAGUUAAACAAAUGAUUGUCAUAUUUAUACUCACAUGUUUACUGCUUCUAUUUGGAGUUUGAAGAAUUUACCCAGAGUAACAGUGGUCAAAAUGUCUUCUCUAAUGUGUUGUAAAAAGCAGUUGCUUUGGGAUUGUCUAAAUAUCACAAAAAAUCAAUUUGACAUUAUAGGAUAAGCGAAAUUUGAGUUUCUCCUGCAACUCAAAUUGUGUGCAUUGAGAGACCUUGAAUCUCUUUAUUCAAAAAUUUCCCCAAACUAUUGCAAGGACUUCAGAAAAGCAUUUUACUUCUCAUAGUUUUCUUCCUUUUGCCUCUCUCAUGUCUCUUCGAAGACCGCUUCUGCCUGUAAUCACUUAUUGUAUGCUACCACUCUCCAAAGUAUUAAGGCUGCUAACUCUCUCACCACCUCUUAGACUGGUCCAUCUGUGGUAGAUAGUGAUAUUUGGGUAAAUAAAUAUUUUCUUAAGAUUUUUUUGUUUGUUGCUACUGUGUGCCAGGCAUCAGCAGGGCGUUUUUCUCCCGUUGUUUCUAAACCUCACAGCAAUUCCACAUUCCUAUUAUAGAGAUAAAAAUCUGAUAGUUAGGAGUGGUUAAGGACUUGCCCGAAGCCAAGGAGGAAACAAGAAUUCAAUCCUGGGACUCCCUAACACUAAAGUCUGUUUUCCUCAUAAAUUGUUGGGGUAAAAGUCUCCCAGUUGAGAUUGGGUAUGCUGAGGAUACUAAAUCAUACUCAAAUUUUUUAAUGUUUUGUUCCUUUGGGAUUUGCCUUCCAAUUAACCUCAGUAAAUAUGCUGCCAAAUCUCCAUCCCAGCUAAACCCAAGAGCAGGUCAUAAUUGGAAGGGUUUGGUGCCUACGAUUCUAACCAUCAGAAUGUACCACUCUUUUAGGGGAUAAUGGCCUGGAGUGUUAUUCAGGCCUUGCAACAAAGACAAAUUAUAUCAAAUUGGGAGAAGAUGGACAUAUAAGAAAAUGCAGAAGAGGCUGCAUUGGCCUAGAACAGCAAAACGCAGUGUGGACACGAAACACUUGGUGUAGUGUGUUGAAGUUAUUGACUACCAACCACAGAUGAUUGGCAUGCUUUCAGGAAGUA